UUUCAGGUUGAAUGCAAUUGUAAAGAGGGGUCUGUCUAUUUAUAUUUCUCAUAAUUCUUCUAUGGAGUAAUCUCAUCCGCAUUAUCUCUGCUUCCAAUAUAUUAAAUAGCUGGUCAUCGAUUCGUUACACAUCUUCUUUUAGAUUACAUUUAUAAAGACACAAUUGUCAUGUUGAUGUUGUUUUCGUGAUGUCGGUUGAUUGCACGAGUAGCGUCGUUUGGGGAGGACUCGUGUCCGACGACUCGUCAGAAUCCGAAGACAUUUACGAAAUCGCGCAUGACGUCAUUCAUUACCAGAACCCGAUGCCAGAACCUGCAUAUGUAAGUACAGCAACUACGAGUCGGCAGAACAUAAAUAACUUAAAUUCAUUCACACUUAUUCAACCAGAAGUUAUUCACAUCGGAAAUAGUUGUGAUGAUUUCUCGAAACCUUUUACAACUGAAGUAGAAUUUGAUGUGACCCCUGAAUGCAAUUUGACCGAAUCGGUUUUAGAUUUAUUGGACAAACCAGUACCUUCGGUUAUUUUUCUUAAUGAAGAUCAAUCUAAUUACAAUGAAACGAACCAGGAAAUCAAAAAAUUUGGCCAAAAACAGUUGUGUCAGAGCGAUGCCAAUAUUUUCAUGAAACUGGAGUCAGACGAAGUUGAUUCAAAAGAAAUAACGAAUGGCAAUGUAUCGACAAAUUGUGAGCCGCUGUUUGAUUCGGUUCCCGCAAGACCGUUAUCGGUUCCGGAAAGUUUAGGCUCGGAGUCCACUGAUGCUAAAACGCCCAUUGAACUGGUGCUUGAAGAUUUGACUGAGUGCGAAACUCGACAAGUGGCUCCUGGGACGUCUUUAAAGUACAAAGAAAUUAAAAGAAAAUACAAGAAGCGCGUCGACAAAAUUCGAAAAAUGAAACAGGAACAAGAGCUAAUUGAUGAAAAUAAUGUACCUGGCUUAAAUUUCGCUAGAAUGAAGAGAACGUAUGUUAAAAGAAAACCGCUGAAACCGAAAAUUCCCAAGCCGAAAAUGAAAACUUUUGCUGAACUAUCCUUGCAUAUAUACUCAAAUAAAAAAAUGGAAUUGGAGGAACGAUUGAAAAGCUUAAACAAAUGCGACGUGUGCGGUGCUCAACUUAGCAAUCAAAAAUUUAAAUGGCUGCAUAUGAAUAAUUGCAAUCAGCAAAACGAAAACGAGCCAGCCAAAACAACUGGUUCGAACUCAGAACAAAAGCGCCUAAACGAGGAAAACAAGCUAGGAUCUGAAACUUCUCUCAGACCUCAAAAUGAUGUUAUUGCUGUUCAUGAUGAUGAUGACGAUGUUUUGGUUGUGAACACAGUAAGGAAAAAUUUAUUCAAGUGUCCUUAUUGCCUAUUAGACUUUUCAUCCGAAGUUCAUUUAAAAGGCCACUUUUCAGUAAUUCAUGUAACUUCACAUAAACUAGGCUGUUGUCGGUUUUGUCGUUUACACUUGUCAGAAAGCGAAGAAAAAAAUGAAACGCCAUAUUGGAUGUCAUCGCAUCCAGUCAAGUAUGAUAAAGUUGAUUCGGUACAGAGGUGUACAAUUUGUGGUGCUAUGUUCUACAAAAAUAAAACGGCCUUUAAAAGACAUCUAGCUGUCCAUUCUGAUGAAAAAACGCUCAAAUGUCCUAGUUGCGAUUCUAGUUUUGGAGAUUUUAGCGAACUGAGAAGUCACGUUUUAAAUCAAUCCUGCUGGAGAACAAAGGAGAAAGGUUGCAUUCUACUGUGCCAUGUUGAAAGAUUGUUGACGAAUUACUUCAAGAACCUCAAAAACUGUAUUUACAAACAAGAUUCAACGCUGCAAAAGUGCAAUAAAAUACCCGAGACCAGUUAUGUGCAGCGCCUAAUUGAGAAUAUUCUGACCAAAUUGCCAGAGGAAGUACUUCCAAAAGAGAUAGUACCCGUCAAAGUCAAAAACAAGAAAUCACAUCGAAACUUGAAGGAAACGCGACAAGCAGAAAACGGCAAAGCUCUUCCAGAAGCAGAAAGUUAUAUAUCAGAACCUAAAUUAGCGAAGAGAAAGAAAAAUUUUGGAGCAUCAAAUAAUAAAGGAACGAAGGAUUCUGUGCUCUGUAAUGAAAGGCAACGAGGACUCUCGGAAGAAGCCGAGUUAGUCUGCUCGAUUGAAAAUGUUGGUAAAAAAGCGGCUAUGAAAAAUCAGAAGCACAAAACCUCUAAAAAUAUUGAACAAAGAAACGUGAAAGAGAAAAAAAGAAAAAAGAGUGAAAAACGUUCGAAAAUGAAUAAGAUUUUGUCACCAGGAUUGACCGGUAUUGUUGUAACAAAUGUUGUAAGUUUAGCCGAAAACAAUGAAGACGAAAUCGAAUCAGGCUCCGAAAUAACAGUUAUUUCUUGCGGCGACGAAGCUGACAAUUACAACAGUUUUGCAGUCGAAAAUGAUAACCUGAACUCUUCUGUGGAGUCUGAAAUAGACACUCUUUAUAAUGCAGUAGAAGAGAGAGUCAAUUCGGCAAAUAUCAGCACUUCUGAUGGCAAACUGAAUUAUGAUGUGAAAUCGCUGGAUUUUGGUGCUCACUUGCAAUUUACUGACAACACAACAAGUGCAGCUCAUGAGAAGUUAUAUCUAAGAACAAGCUCAGGUAAUUUAUUCUUCCUUGAACCGAUUGUUGAUGCAGUUAUCAAUGUUGAGGAAGAUAGCACGGACAGUAGUUACAGACAUGUUACCAGAGAUGUUGAAAACGAACCAUUCCAGUUCACGGACGAUUCUCAGGUAAAUGUUGAUCAAACACCCAGUCUUGCUGUAGCUACAGAUUUGAAUUCAUAUGACGGGCAUUUGAGAUGCUUAUCAGAGUCUGGAAGACAAAGAGAAGAAAUGUCUUUAGAGGAAAAUUUGGUAGACAACGCUGCAAAAGCUGAUUCUCUGAUUAUACCGCAAGUUGAAACUAAAAAAUGUAUUUUAGAUGAAGAUAGUUUAAGUUCAGAUCAUCAGCCAGUGCCAAAACUUAAAAAUAAUGAAAGUUUCAACAGAAGUGUUCCAAGGUUCAAAUGUCGAGAAGUGCCUGGGUUAUUAAAAACAGAAUUGAGCUCAUAUGAUUCUUUUGUUGUCGAAUCGAAAGAUGGAGUAAACGAUUUGAGCCAAAACUACUGAUGUCGUCCGACAACUCGUUGAAAAACAGUUUGCUUUUCAAAGUUUGGCCAUAUUUUGACAGUUUUUCAAAGAAUGACUUGAUCACGAAUACCAAUACAUUGCGGAGCAAUGAUAGCCUGCCUACUCUUCAACAAGUGUUAAAUAUAAAUGUCUUUUUUGUAAAAUUCUAAUUUAUGUCCGCAUGAAUGGUAUUUAUGCUUAAUAAUUUUAUGGAAAUUGGAGUAACGUGCAAUUAUCCGAAAGUGCAAUAAACCGAAAUGAAAAAUAUUAUGAUUAAUUCUUAAUGGCGGCUUUUGAUUUUCAUUUUUUCCUGCCUUGCGGUUUUUUCGUGAAAAAGUAUGUGAAGUGGCUGUAAAAAUGGUACUUGAC
Symsagittifera roscoffensis is the source of this 3476-nucleotide messenger RNA. RefSeq lists its product as uncharacterized. Gene Ontology annotation, molecular function: DNA-binding transcription factor activity, RNA polymerase II-specific; sequence-specific DNA binding. The record is from RefSeq and is a predicted model, not a curated record. The transcript has 2 exons. Gene Ontology annotation, cellular component: nucleus. Bases 189 to 3107 code for a protein of 972 amino acids. Lineage: Eukaryota; Metazoa; Xenacoelomorpha; Acoela; Convolutidae. Gene Ontology annotation, biological process: regulation of transcription by RNA polymerase II.